ACGUCAAGGGGACGCAACCAUCCACGCCUCUUCAAGCCGCCCUGCUGCAGCCCCGUGCUGGUUCUCAGGGCGGCAGCAGCUUCGAGUCCAGAGGCAGCGACAUGAGCAGCAUGUUGAAGGUUCUUCCCCUCAAGACUAGUCUCACCCCAAGUUCUCAAGAGGAGAGCAACCAGGAGGAUGAGGGCCAGGACAGCUCCCCCACAUGGCCGGAUUCGGGCUCCAGCCCAGAGGAGGAGUGCACGGCUGGCUACCUGACCCUGUGCAAUGAGUAUCGGCAGGAAAAGAUCGACCCGGGGUCCCUGAGUGAGGCGUCUGUCAUGCGGCCUGACGGGGAGAAUGCUGACACCCUGGCUACGGGGAGUUUCCCAGCACCCCUUGCUGCUGACAGUGUGAGCCCUAGCACACAGCUCAGGUUCUCCCCUGGAGAUAAGGGCCUAGAAGCCGUUUGUUCCCCUCGGACAUCUGAUUCCCUCGCUAGGUCAAAGAGCAGCCCUAUGGAAUUCUUUACAGUAGACAGUAAGGACAGCACGAGUGAACUCCUGGGACUGGAUUUUGGUGAGAAAUUGCACAGUCUGAAACCAGAACCUUCGAAAUCUCUCUUUACCCUUGAGGAUGGAGACAGCCCUUCCCAGAGUUUUAAUGCCAGCGAAAGCAAGGGGGACAGGGAAGCUCAGGACUCCAUCAGCAGGGGCUCAGAUGACUCCAUCCCAGUCAUUUCAUUCAAAGAAGCUGCUUUUGAGGGUGUCGGUGGAGCUGAAGAAGGAAGGCCUGACCUUCUUGUCAACCUCCCUGGUGAGCUGCAGUCAACCAGAGAGGCCUCAGCAGCGGGCCCUACUGAGUUCUCAUCGGCCAGUCCCGGAAGGCUGGAAAGUAAACUGUUAGAAGCCCCAGAUGUGUUAUGCCUGAGGCUGAGUUCUGAACAGUGCCAUGACCUGGGGGAAGAUGGCCCAGAGGAACUGAGUGAUCCUAGUAGGUUUCUGCCUGGUGGUGUGACCCCAAAGCACCAUCCUCAGGCCGAUCUUGGAGUGUUAUUCAAGGCUGAUGUCGGUCACGGUAGCUCAGGAGACCAGUUUCUGUUACCCAGCUUGCAUCUGGGGUCUGAAGGGUGGGGCCAGGUGGAGGCAGUGGUCCCUGCACAGGACUCGGGAGAAAGCCGGCUUCCCCACUCUAGCCUACACUCAGGUGCUAACGAACACAGCACACACACGGCUGCUGCCACAGUGGAGGAAGUGCUGCUGUUCCCAGCACGGACUAAAGAAGAGCCAAGCUCUCUAUUCCAGAGAGACCCAGAGACCCAGCAGCAAAGUGCGCGAGCCCUGGGGGCAGAAAGGGAAAUUCACCAGAUUUUUGAGGACCUUGAUAAGAAGUUGGCAGUAAGCACCCAGUUCCUCAUCCCGGAGGGCUGCGUUCAGAGAUGGGCAGCUGAGAUGGUGGUGGCCCUUGACGCCUUGCACAGAGAGGGGAUUGUGUGCCGCGAUCUGAACCCAAACAACAUCUUACUGAACGAUGGAGGACACAUUCAGCUAACGUAUUUUAGCAGGUGGAAUGAGGUUGAAGAUUCCUGUGACAGCGAUGCCGUAGCGAGAAUGUACUGUGCCCCAGAGGUUGGAGCAGUCACAGAAGAAACAGAAGCCUGUGAUUGGUGGAGCCUGGGUGCUGUCCUCUUCGAACUUCUCACUGGCAAGACCUUGGUGGAAUGCCACCCAGCAGGAAUAAAUACGCACACUACUUUGAACAUGCCAGACUGUGUUUCUGAAGAGGCUCGCUCACUUGUUCAACAGCUCUUGCAGUUCAACCCUAUGGAGCGUCUGGGUGCCGGAGUGGCUGGGGUCGAAGAUAUCAAAUCUCACCCAUUUUUCACCCCCGUGGAUUGGGCAGAACUGACAAGAUGAGCAUCAUGUGGCGUGUUCUUACGAGACAGGGCUCCAGGAGUGGCUAACCUUCAGUCACCCUCCA
Acomys russatus (golden spiny mouse) is the source of this 1956-nucleotide messenger RNA. RefSeq names its product ribosomal protein S6 kinase delta-1-like. The transcript has 5 exons. Gene Ontology annotation, cellular component: early endosome. NCBI's taxonomy places the organism in Eukaryota, Metazoa, Chordata, Mammalia, Rodentia, Muridae. The record is from RefSeq and is a predicted model, not a curated record. Gene Ontology annotation, molecular function: protein kinase activity; ATP binding. Bases 102 to 1892 code for a protein of 596 amino acids. Gene Ontology annotation, biological process: protein phosphorylation.